Messenger RNA from Homo sapiens (human), 1994 nucleotides. NCBI's taxonomy places the organism in Eukaryota, Metazoa, Chordata, Mammalia, Primates, Hominidae. The record is from RefSeq and is a predicted model, not a curated record.
AGUGGGUGCAGCCUGCUUGCGAGCUGAGGCCAGACAGGGGGGCGCCUACGGACGGAUAAGGAGGAGCAUUCCAGGCCGAGACGCCCUCAUCAGCAGAGUCACAGGAGUUUUGGAAGUGAGAGCAGGAUCAGCUCCUCCUCAUCUUCCUUCUCAGCAUACUCAUCAGGAAGACCGUGAGGAUGGAGACCAUGAUGAUCCACUUUCACUCAGUGAAUAAAAAGAAAAGUUGAUUACAAACGGGACCAUAUUUUGCUUCGAAAUGGAACCAGCAGUUAGCGAGCCAAUGAGAGACCAAGUCGCACGGACUCAUUUGACAGAGGACACUCCCAAAGUGAAUGCUGACAUAGAAAAGGUUAACCAGAAUCAGGCCAAGAGAUGCACAGUGAUCGGUGGCUCUGGAUUCCUGGGGCAGCACAUGGUGGAGCAGUUGCUGGCAAGAGGAUAUGCUGUCAAUGUAUUUGAUAUCCAGCAAGGGUUUGAUAAUCCCCAGGUGCGGUUCUUUCUGGGUGACCUCUGCAGCCGACAGGAUCUGUACCCAGCUCUGAAAGGUGUAAACACAGUUUUCCACUGUGCGUCACCCCCACCAUCCAGUAACAACAAGGAGCUCUUUUAUAGAGUGAAUUACAUUGGCACCAAGAAUGUCAUUGAAACUUGCAAAGAGGCUGGGGUUCAGAAACUCAUUUUAACCAGCAGUGCCAGUGUCAUCUUUGAGGGCGUCGAUAUCAAGAAUGGAACUGAAGACCUUCCCUAUGCCAUGAAACCCAUUGACUACUACACAGAGACUAAGAUCUUACAGGAGAGGGCAGUUCUGGGCGCCAACGAUCCUGAGAAGAAUUUCUUAACCACAGCCAUCCGCCCUCAUGGCAUUUUCGGCCCAAGGGACCCGCAGUUGGUACCCAUCCUCAUCGAGGCAGCCAGGAACGGCAAGAUGAAGUUCGUGAUUGGAAAUGGGAAGAACUUGGUGGACUUCACCUUUGUGGAGAACGUGGUCCAUGGACACAUCCUGGCGGCAGAGCAGCUCUCCCGAGACUCGACACUGGGUGGGAAGGCAUUUCACAUCACCAAUGAUGAGCCCAUCCCUUUCUGGACAUUCCUGUCUCGCAUCCUGACAGGCCUCAAUUAUGAGGCCCCCAAGUACCACAUCCCCUACUGGGUGGCCUACUACCUGGCCCUCCUGCUAUCCCUGCUGGUGAUGGUGAUCAGUCCUGUCAUCCAGCUGCAGCCCACCUUCACACCCAUGCGGGUCGCACUGGCUGGCACAUUCCACUACUACAGCUGCGAGAGAGCCAAAAAGGCCAUGGGCUACCAGCCACUAGUGACCAUGGAUGAUGCUAUGGAGAGGACCGUGCAGAGCUUUCGCCACCUGCGGAGGGUCAAGUGAGGGACACUGGAGGCUGGGCUCUCUCGACACGUUGCUCAGCCAGUCACUCCUUCCCCUGUGGAUUGAUGAAAUAACAUCCUUUGAAUGAGUUUGCUCUGAGCCUGUGACUCCUUCUGCUAGGCAGAGAGCGCACCCUACUCUUUCCGUGACGAUGAGGGCGGCAAAAACAGACAUUUCUUCCUUCAUGGAACUGGAUUUGGAUUUCUUGAAGCAGGCAGCUUCAUAUUAUACCGAUUUGUUCUCUGUCUUUUUGUGUCUCUCUGUUUACCCCCUCCCUUGCCCCCUCUUCUGGUUUAUACAUUUCAUUCCAGUGUCCUUGUACAUAAUCAAGGAAGCUGUAGGAAGCUACAACCCAUUUGUUAGUUCUGAUGGAGAACCAUUUCCAUGCAGACCAAUACUAGAGUGAAGCCUCUAGACUUUGUUCAAGAUACUCUAUCUUCAAAAUAUCCCAGAAGAAAAACAGAAGCUGUUAACACACAGGUGAGACUUUACAUAUACAUUUCAUACUGACAGUGAGCUUAGAGCAAAAGCUGAAAGCUGAAAUGACUGUAAUUCCUCCCCAGUCUCUGUUGCUUGUUCAACUCCUUACAUGUUCCACAUUCUCUUUCAGGUA